This is a messenger RNA of Symbiodinium natans, 1725 nucleotides long. The record is from the annotation of a GenBank genome assembly. Lineage: Eukaryota; Dinophyceae; Suessiales; Symbiodiniaceae.
AUGCUCCGCAGCGACUCCCGAGUCUCUCGAAGAUACACAACGCUGGAGGCUGUGGCCUUGCACGAGUCGGUUCCUCCGGAUCGCUGGUGCGUGACAUACGCAGACCUGAAGUACCUGAAGCAGGAAGUGCGCCGGGCCGUUUCCGAGGGCGAGCUGCGCCCUUCGGAUCGCGCCGCGGAGGAUCGCGCCCUUCCGCCUUCUGACGAGGUUCAUGGGCCGAGCAUCUACCUCGUCAACGAGAAGCACAUCAUGCCGGUGACGGAGCAGGCCGGCAAGGUGAGCUGGGCCUUGAUGAGGCACCCCGAAGGCCUGGACUGCGACCUCUUCAUCAGCCACGCCUGGCAGGAGGGCAUCUUCGAGUUCCUCUCCAAGGUCCUCUUCUCCUGGCCUUCAGGCGCGCGUCAUGCCUGGUGCUGCAUGCUGGCCAACCCGCAAAACUUGGACAUAGGAGCCUUGCUACAGUCCCCUGGCAAUUCGCCAUUUGCGCUGGCUCUGCAAGCCUCUACUUACGUCCUUGUUGUUCCAAAUCGUGAAUGCAGCGUCUACACGAGGCUCUGGUGUUGCUAUGAGGCAUAUUGCGCCCAUGAGACAGGAAAGACGAUUCUUAUUGCCAGGCGCUCGAACAGAAAGGAGAUGGGCACAGCUUUGUUCCGGACGCUUCUGCUGGGAUUGACAGGUAUGAUUACUGCAGUGAUUCUGAAGUCAUGGAAGCACACCGCCUUCCACACUUAUGCUCACCAUGUUAUCAGUCUACUGGCUUUAUGCCUCGCGGUAGCCAGCGCUGUCGCUGGCACAACUCUUCAACACAAUGGGUGCCGAAGUGUAUUGAACGGGCUUGGAGCAUUGGCAGCGGGGCUACUGACGGUGCAUUGGCACACCGUUCAUGGUUUCCUUGACCUUCCCGGGUUCCAAGAGAUCGAUACAGCGCUCGCUGAGCAGCGAAUCAUUCUGGGUUGCUUCGCAGUGUGCUUCUGCUUGAUGGAGGUGGACCGUGUCAACAGCCUCUCCAGGGCGGAGGAAGCCCUGCAGCUCCAACGAGGGUUCCGGGGUUCAAUUGCUCACGCAACUUGCUCCAGGGCCGAGGAUGCGGCACGAAUUCAUGCGGAGAUCGGAACGAACACGGAAGCCGUGGACUAUGCCAUCGGAGUCCUGUUGGCCGCCGGGAUGUCAACGCCGACUCUUCGACAGGUGGCACGUGCGGGGGUUGGGAUUCAGGAGGCCGGGCACGCUGAGAUUUCCGUGCCUUCCCUCGCACUGGUGCCACUUGGUCUGAUUGCGACAUUGCGCCUUCUCGACGACAUUGUGUGUCGGCACCCCUGGGUUCAUGUGGUGAUUCAGAGCCUUCCUGUUGCGUGCAGGGUCCUGCUCGCCAUCGUGAUCUAUCGAAGCUCCAGGGACGAGCGAUGCUUCAUCAUGAAGUUGAUGACCAGACUCCUUGCUGUGUACAUCCUCGUCAUGUUCCCAGUUGUCAUGUUCUGGGAGUGGAAGCAACUCCUUCAAGACCGGCCCCAGCAAGCCUGCGCUGGAGCCCUGUUUUUCUUGACCACAAGCGGCUUCGCCCUCCUUGGCAUGAAAGGUACCUUGGCCCUCCCCUACUGCGGGCCCUGCCUCCUGCAGCUCUUUCUUGGGCGCGGCCUGCACGCGCUUCGCCUGGACUCAGAUGCACUUCAGGAGGCGAAGCGUGACAGCGAGUCCGCGAGCUCUGACGGUUCUGACUCUGAUUGA